AUGGCAGAAAUAACCAAAAUGCAAGAGAAAAUCGAAAGAAUUCUUAAAGAUAAAGAAAUAUUAACCAGCAAAUUGCAAGAAUCAACAGAUAAACUUGAAGAAUUACGAAAUACACCACCUAUUAACGAACAAGAACAGAUUAAUCAGUUAGUAAACCAAGGAUUAAAAGAUUUUAAAGCACAAUCCAACGAAAAACUUAAUAAACAACUUCACAAACUUAUGUCAGAUCAAGCAAAGAAAGCUGCAGAAGAGUUUGCACCUCAUUUACAGCAACUUAAAACAAAACAUUGGGCAGAUCUUUCAGUAUUACAAACAGAGCAUGUCAAAGAACUUGAAAGGCUAAAACAGAAAAAGUGUGAGGAUACAAGAGUAUUUUUAGCACAGUUUCGCGAUCAAUUUCGAGAACAAACAAAUGAAAUGGUUAAAACAUCAAUGAAAGAGAACAACAAUGCAAUAGAACGCUAUAGGCAAAAGGCAGAAAAAGAAUUAUCACUAUUUAACGCAGAUUUAUCAUCAGCAUUGAGAAAUUUAGAAUUUUCUAUAAAUGAAAUCAAAAGAAGAUAUCAAAGGGACAUAGAAAUCGAAAGAAAUUCUACUUUAAGGAAAAUUGAAGAGGCAAAACGAAGUAUUUCGUCAGCAAAAAGAGUUGCCGAACAAAGAAUGACGCAAUUGGAUAAUAUUAAGACUGAAAACAACUUUGUUGCCCAAAAUCUUCCUGUUGUUGAGUUAGAACAGAAAUUAAAUGAGAAAAAUAAUUUAAUAAUUCAAAGAAGGAAAGAAAGCCUUGAAAAUGAAGUCACUGAACUCCAAAAUGAGCUUGAUGCUGAUUUUCAACUGCAAGUUAGCCAAAACAAACAGAAAAACGAAAGAAAAAUAAUAAAAUUAAAAGAAGACAUAGAUUAUCUAGAAUCUGAGAAGAACCAUAUGUUGCAGAUGUAUGAAAGACUUGGAUCGCAGAGAGAAAGGGCAGAAAAAAGAAAAGAAAUUUCUGAUGAAGAAAUUCGUCACAUAAAUAGUGAAAUUUCCAGCUUGAAAGAUAGGCUAUUUACUUUAUCGACGAAUCAGCCCAAGCCUGACUUGUCAUCAACGAAAAAGAGCAAUGAAAUUAUUUCAUCGUUAAGAAGGGAAAUAAAGGAAGUUGAAAUUGAGCAGAAAAGACAAACCAAAGAGUUUGAAGCAAGAAUUUCCAUAAUGAAAGAAAGACAAGAGGCCACGCUCAAAAAAACUGGUGAAAAGGUCAAAAAACUCAUAGAAGAGAAAGAUAAGGAAAUAAGAGAAUUAUCAGAGAACUUAAACAAGGCAAAUGAGAUGCUAAUAAAGGCAUCAAACGCUAUGAAAGGCAACUUUUAG
Molecule: messenger RNA, 1350 nt
Organism: Trichomonas vaginalis G3
Lineage: Eukaryota; Parabasalia; Trichomonadida; Trichomonadidae
Exons: 1
Coding region: 1-1350 (449 amino acids)
Source: RefSeq, a predicted model, not a curated record